This is a messenger RNA of Aricia agestis (brown argus), 3988 nucleotides long. It is a transcript of the gene Impbeta11, whose product is annotated as importin-11. The coding region runs from base 244 to 3240 and encodes 998 amino acids. Lineage: Eukaryota; Metazoa; Arthropoda; Insecta; Lepidoptera; Lycaenidae. Gene Ontology annotation, cellular component: cytosol; nuclear envelope. Gene Ontology annotation, biological process: protein import into nucleus. Gene Ontology annotation, molecular function: small GTPase binding. The record is from RefSeq and is a predicted model, not a curated record. The transcript has 18 exons.
UUCUGUGUUUCUUUUGCUUUUCAUUGAUUAGCCAAGAUUCUAGGAUACUCAAAAGUUGCCGUGAAUAAUAUAAAUGUUUUAAAACUCAUCUUUAGGUAACGUGUAGCUAAAAAUCGAUUAAAUCUAAAACCUUUUAUGUGCUCUGCAUCAUGUACUACUCACUCUAGUUCUCGACUUAUAAAAAUCAUAAGGUUAUGUCAAAUACUGUCUUUUGCUGUGUAAAAGUAAGUAGAUUGAAUAAAGAUGGAUCCAAACAUAUAUGCGUUAGUUUUGGACACACUCAACCGAGCUACUAGUCAAGACACUGAGGUUUUGAAGCCGGCGGAGGAGAAACUUCAACAAUGGGAGAUUGAGCCUGGAUAUUAUUCUGUUUUAUUGGACAUCCUAUCGAACCACUCGAUCGACGUCAACGUGCGAUGGCUAGCCGUGAUGUGUCUGAAGAAUGGCGUAGACCGGUACUGGAGGAGGACAGCACCCAAUGCGAUCACGGAAGACGAGAAACAAAAGCUCAGACAGGGGCUGCUGACGAGCAGCAUACUGAGUGAACCGGUGAUGCAGAUUGCCACGCAGCAGGCUGUGCUCAUUGCUAAAAUCGCCAGACACGACUGCCCGCUACAUUGGCCAAAUCUGGUCCCGGAACUGAUAUCGACGUUGAAGGCGCCCCAGCCCCUGGUGCAGUACAGAUCGCUGCUGAUCUUUCACCAUGUCGUCAAAGCACUAGCCUCCAAGCGGCUGGCUGGGGACAGGCAGACUUUUCAGGAGCUAACAAACACAGUGUACGGUUUCAUACUGAAUCUAUGGCAUGGGAACACCGAGUUAUUCCUGCGUCACAUACAAGAGGGGGCCGCUACUGAUGUGAUCACUGAGCACCUUGAAAAGGCCCUGCUAUGUCUGAGAAUAUUGAGAAAGCUGACCAUGUUUGGCUUCAAAAAGGCCCAUGAGAGUCGCGAUGCUGUAGCGUUCUUGAACAUCGUUUUUGACCGGGCUAAGGCUAGCUUGGAAUGCAGAAAACUAUUAAAGGGCCGUGGAAUCUACCCCCUAGAACUAUGUGAGAAGUUCAUAAUACAUCUCACAAAAGUGGCACUUGGUGUGUUGAGCACUCAACCAUUUUCAUACGUGCCACUCAUACGUCCCUCGCUUGAGUUUGCUCUGUACUACUGUUUCACUGAGCAAGGCAUGAGCCUCAUAUACGAGAGGUUUACUAUACAGUGUCUGAAUAUUGUGAAAGGGAUUUUGCAGUGCAUGGAGUACAGUCUGCCGAAGAUAACGGAUCAGAUUAAGGAGCCAUUGGCGAUCCAAGCGCACCAGAUGAAGUCGGAAGUGCUAGACGAGAACACCGUGUGUCACAUGUGUCGCCAUCUAGUGACGAGGUAUUUCGUGCUGAGCGCCGACGAUCUAGCGCUGUGGGACGCGGAACCGGAGAGCUUCGCUACGGACGAAGCGGGGGAAUCGUGGAAGUAUAGCUUGAGGCCGUGCACCGAAGCGGUGUUCGUGGAGUUAUUCCAGUCCUACCGAGCAGCGCUCGCGCCGGAGCUGCUGCGGCUGCUGCGCGCGUUGCCCAACGCGCCGGCGCACGACCUGCCCUCCAUCCUGCACAGGGACGCCAUCUAUAACGCCGUCGGUCUUGCCGCCUCCGACUUGUAUGACGACGUAGACUUUGACGAGUGGUUCACGAACGUACUGAGCGCUGAACUGAAGAUACAAGAUGACAACUACAGAAUAAUCAGGAGGAGAGUGUGCCAACUUAUUGGUCAGUGGUGCAGCGUGCGCGCGUCGCAUUCUUUGCGACCGGCGCUGUACGCCGCCCUGUUGGAACCGUUAUCCCGCUCUAACGAGGACGCGGCGGUGAAGCUGGCGGCGGCGGAGGCGCUGCGCCACACGAUAGACGACUUCAACUUCGACGUGGAGCAGUUCACGCCGUUCGCGCCGCACGCGCUCGCCGCGCUCUAUGAUCUCCUGGUGGAGUCAGAAGAGUGCGAUACGAAAAUGCACGUACUCCACGUGGUAUCGUUCGUGGCGGAGCGGUGCGGGAGCGCGGUGGCGCGCGGGGGCGGGGCCGGCGCGCUAUUCGCGGCGCUGCCGGCGCUGUGGGCGCACGCGCACAACCACAACAUGCUGCGAGCCGCGGCGCUCGCUGCUGUUGUGCAUCUGCUGAAGGCGCUCGGCGAGUGUCCGUCGAACAUUCGUUCCUGGGUACUGGGCGUGGUCGACGAAGCGACCCGCCUCGACUCGCCCGCUCACGUCUACUUGCUAGAAGACGCUCUGGAGUUAUGGCUGGCUCUGCUUGAGGCCGCACCAGUGAUUGAUCCGCAGCUGCUGGCGUUGGCGGUGAAUUUGCCACCGAUAUUAGAGCAAUCAACCGAACACCUUAGGAUAGUCGUGUACAUAAUGCAAGCGUACUCCCUGCUGUGUCCCGAAGAGUUUUUCACCGGCGCCGGAGCGAGGUGUAUGGAGAUACUGGACGAUAUGUUAGCCGACAUGAGAAAGGAGGGUAUUAUCACUGUGCUCAAGAUGGCGGAGAUUUGUAUAAGUGUGACGUUCCCCGAGAAGAAUAUGUAUCUGGGUGUUAAAGUUAUAUGGCCGAUAUUGAUAAGGGUGAUUCGUUGGCUUCUAGACGGCGACGACCUGGGCAUGGUGGUGUCGGUGGAACUCUCUCUCAUAUCCCGCGUCAUACUAUUGUCGCCAGAUCUCUUCUACAAGGUAGUAGAGGAGGCGGCGGGCUCGCACCCGGAGUACGCGGAGCCGGCGCGCGUGCUCGGCCGGGUGCUGCACGUGUGGACCGAUAAGAUGAACCUCGUCACGCAGGUCGAGCGGUGGAAGGUGGCCGGCUUAGGACUAGCGGCGUUGUUGACUACACAAAAUGCGACGGUGCUACAGCGGUUCCCGGCCAUACUGCUCAAUCUGACAGAGGUCUUGAAUGAUAUCAUGAAAGUGGAAGAUGGUGGAGUACCUGUUGACUGGCUAGCCGCAACACCGGGGUCGCGGCCCGCAUCGCCGCUAGAGGGUCGCGGGGGCGCGGCGCGGUGGGAGGCGGGAGGGGCGGAGCCGCACACUCCCCAUGAGGCCCGACGACGCCGCCUCGCCGCCGCGCACCCGGCGCACGCGCUAGACCUGCGAGCGGUUACGCAUCACCAGUUGGAAACACUUAAAAACCAAGUUGGCGCAGAGAAUUUUCAACGAAUGCUGCAAUCGACGGACAAGGACACGCUACAACAGAUUAGAGAGUACAUACCGCUUUGAAUACUUUACUGUAUACCUAUAGUACGGUCGUGGAACACAUAGCGAGCGGGACCCUAGACGAGUAAUUUUAUUGCGCAAUAUCCCGUAUUUCGUCAUAUUAUUGACUGUCUAGUUAUACUAUUGAACAUCGCGCGCCUCCAAUCUAAUUGUGAAAAAAACUGUUCAAUAAAAUUGAAGCGUAAUAUUGAACAAUACAAUUGAUCGUCUAGGGGCCAGUUUAGAAAUUCGUAACCCGAAGAUUUCAAGCAAGAAUGUAUUGCUAUCGCGUCUACACAGGCGAUAAAGAUAAAAACAAUAUUUAUGUGAGAAUGAAGUUAUUAAAUUGUGUUAAUUUCUACGUGCUCUACGACCGGACUAUAGUGCAUAACCAAUACUCUGAUUUAUAAUAUCUACAAUAGAUAAACACAGUCAUAUUGUAAUUCGGCAAUGUCUUCUAACGUUUGAUAGUAAAAACAAAGAAUACCAAUACUAGUUGAAAUUACAGUAUUGUAAGUAAAAUUACAUAAUUUCUCUUUUUUCUUCUUGGCUAGAAAAUGGAGACAGAAAUAUUCUUGGCUGUCGUGUUACUGACUUUGGAAUAAGAUUAAAAAUCAGAGUAUAGGAAGCCAUAUUAUAACUAAAUAUUCGAUCCUAAAUUUAGAUUUCAAUAUCGAUGGAGUAUGGAUGGUAAUUUUUUAUUUUUUAUAAACGAACUAAAAGUCGACGGUUUUUAAGCGGUGUUAAUUAUAGAAGUCAUGUAAACCGACUU